Messenger RNA from Meleagris gallopavo (turkey), 940 nucleotides. NCBI's taxonomy places the organism in Eukaryota, Metazoa, Chordata, Aves, Galliformes, Phasianidae. The record is from RefSeq and is a predicted model, not a curated record.
CGCAUCCUCUGUCCCCCCCCCUCAGGCUAUGGGGAUUCGCCCCCCGCGGGCUCGGUGGCCACGCGGCAGGGUCGGGCGGCCUUCCUGCAGCGCGUCGUGCGGCAGCUGGGCCUGCAGAGACCUGUCCUCGUCAGCCCGUCCAUGAGUGGCCGCUUUGCCCUGCCCUUCCUCCUGGCACACGGCGAGCAGCUGGCCGGCUUCGUGCCCAUCGCACCCGUGGGCACGCGAGAAUACAGUGCUGUGCAGUACCAACAGGUCCAGACGCCCACUCUGAUCCUGUACGGUGACCGUGACACCGGCCUGGGCCAGCAGGCUCUGCAGAGCCUCCGGCAUCUCCCCAAGCACCGCGUGGUUGUGCUGCCUGGUGCUGGCCACGCCUGCUACAUGGACAAGCCAGAGGACUUCCACCAGGCCCUGCUGGGAUUCCUGGGCCAGCUGCAAUGAUCUGGGUGCUGCUGCACUGAGCAGAGGGCAGCGGGGCCAUGGCUUUGUCCCUGUGCCUUGCUGGGAGGUGGGGAGGCGGUGUGGAGCUGGGGGUGAAUCACCAGCAGCGCUCUCCUGUAGCAUCGCCUCUCCCUCCUAUGGUUGGGAGCGGAAGUUCCACGCUCAGAACCGUGGAAUCGUGGAAUAUCCCAAGUUGGAAGAGGUGCUGGCUCCACACAGAACCACACAAACACUGAGAGUGAUGUCCAAACGCUCCCUGAGCUCCAGCAGUUUGGGGCUGUGCCCACUGCCUUGGGGGAAGAGGGGGCUGUUCUGUGCCCACCACCCCCUGGACCUUUCUCUGAAUUUCAGAAUGAUGUUCUGGCAGGACAACCCCCAGUGGCCAGGGCUCCGGGCACGGUGCUGCGGUGCUGGCGCAGGUUGGGGGACCGCGAGCUGGAAGGAAGGAGCUGCGAGCCGCCUGUCCCGAGACCAAUAAACACGUCGUGCUCCGGUC